AUGUCUGUCCAGCUGCACAUGCUACCGAUCCUCUGCCUGACCUUCACGCACGGUGCCUGUAUGUUCCCUAACCAUCACUGGGGUGAAUGGAACGACUCUCAGCUUCAGCCAACAAUUCAGAAGCUGAUGAAAGGAUACAACCGCUACCUCAGACCUAAUUUCAAUGAGGGUCCUGUGGAAAUUGGAAUGAGCCUCGAUAUCGCCAGUAUUGAUGCCAUCUCUGAAAUCAAUAUGGACUACACUGCCACUAUCUUCCUCCGUCAGCGCUGGCGGGAUUCCAGGCUGCUGUUCCCGGGAAACGAGAGCGUCAGUCUGGACGGACGCCUGGUGUCACUGCUCUGGAUCCCCGACACCUUCAUCCCCGACUCCAAGCGCUCCUUCCUGCACGAUGUCACGGUGGAAAACCGCCUCAUACGCAUCUUCAGCAACGGAACUGUUCUCUAUGCCCUCCGCAUCACGGCUACGAUCGCCUGCAACAUGGACCUGACCAAGUACCCCAUGGACAGACAGGUGUGCACUCUGCAGCUGGAGAGCUGGGGCUACAACCUGCAGGAUGUGGUGUUCUACUGGACCAGAGGGAAUGAUUCAGUGAGGGGUCUUGACACACUGCGGCUGGCUCAGUACAGCAUAGAGAGCUACUAUACAUCAGUGUCAGAGGCCGUGUACGAAACGGGACAAUACCCCAAGCUGGUGCUGCAUUUUGCACUGCGUAGAAAUGUGUUGUUCUUUAUCCUGGAGACCUAUGUUCCCUCCAUUCUGCUAGUGGUUCUCUCCUGGGUCUCUUUCUGGAUCAGCCAGUCCUCUGUGCCAGCUAGAACCUGCAUCGGAGUGACUACGGUCUUGACCAUGACCACUCUGAUGAUGGGCGCCCGCACUUCUUUGCCCAAUGCCAACUGCUUCAUUAAGGCCAUAGAUGUUUACCUGGGCAUCUGCUUCACCUUCAUCUUUGGUGCACUGCUGGAGUACGCCUGUGCCCACUUUUGUACCAUGCAGCACCAGACCAUAGAGGAUUUACACAGAGAUCUUCUCAGGGAGUUUAACGAAUCGAACGGAAAUGGAUCCAUCCCCGUUGUCAGCUCCACCCAACCAAGCCAGUCUGUGGAGAUCGGCUCCACUGCAGAGGAGCCCACGGAGCAGUCAGGGAACAGUGACACUAAGAACGACACUGGAUCUAAAGAGAAGAUGCCAGGACUGGGGUGUGGCCUGUCUUCUGUUAAGAAUGCAUCACGUAGGGCAGCAUCUGUCUUCAUUGUGGAAAAUCCACACAACAUCGAUCGCCACGCCCGCACCGUUUUCCCCACUGCGUUCCUCUUUGUCAAUAUCCUCUACUGGCUUUAUUAUCUCUUUCUCUGA
This is a messenger RNA of Xiphias gladius (swordfish), 1353 nucleotides long. Its product is annotated as gamma-aminobutyric acid type A receptor subunit pi. Lineage: Eukaryota; Metazoa; Chordata; Actinopteri; Istiophoriformes; Xiphiidae. The record is from RefSeq and is a predicted model, not a curated record. Gene Ontology annotation, cellular component: synapse; GABA-A receptor complex; membrane. Gene Ontology annotation, molecular function: neurotransmitter receptor activity; extracellular ligand-gated monoatomic ion channel activity; GABA-A receptor activity. The transcript has 9 exons. Gene Ontology annotation, biological process: signal transduction; monoatomic ion transmembrane transport; regulation of membrane potential. The coding region runs from base 1 to 1353 and encodes 450 amino acids.